UUAUGGGGACCAUCACAACAAAGAGGAAUAUAGCCGUGUUCUAUUAGCAACGAAGUAUUUAUUCAAUGUUGAUAUUCCCUGGAAAGUAAAAAUGGAAUACGACGCUCAAGUGUUUCGUUUUGAUGUGUCCACACUCAAAGACGCAAAUGAAAUAUCGAAUACUGAUGAAAUGCCACAUGAUCUUUACGAGUUGGAUACAAUAGUUUGUUGUACUGUUAUUGCCGUUUGCAUGACAGAAAGAGCUCCAAUGGAUUUCAAGGAAAAAUAUGCCAAUCCUAUUUGCAUGUAUCUUCUAAAAAGUGGGAAAUGGAAAAUUCCGAAGGACUGCAUCAAACACUUUUUUAGUCAUCGGUCCAUUGAAUAUAUUUUUGAAAAGAACAUGACAGAGGACUUCAAAAAUGGUCUUUGGGAAGAUUUAAAAGAAGCAACUAACGAUGUAUAUGAGCCACCUGUUUGGAACGGUAAAGAGCUUGAAACCUCAAUUUCUGGGCUGUUUGGACUCAUCUUUCUGGCUUUGUUAAAAGAAAAAUUCUACGCCGGCGCAAAGCAAUUCAUUGAAACAGGAUGUGUGCGUAUUCACUUCAUUCUUGUUGGCUGUGUCAUUCUACAAGAAGCAGUGGACGACUGGAGAACAAGUGAAGCGGAUAAAGAGAAAUUCGAACUGAUGAUAAAAAAGUAUACACAUCAAGCUCUGCGAAUAAUCAGCUGUGUACAUGAAGAAGACAAACAAAGAAAUGCAAAAACACAACAACAGGAAAAUAAAUCGAAAGAAAUCACUAAAGAGGAGCAAAAAAAUUGGGGCGAAAACAUUCAACAUUCUGGAAGACUUCUCCUCAACCAUGGUUAUCUAACUGGUGGCAUUCAAACAGAGAACAGAACUUUUCUUGACAAUGAAGUUGUGAAAAACAUUCUAAACGAAAUGUGGUACGGUGUUGAAAAGGUUACCAAAUAUAAAGUACUGUGUUUUGUGCUAUUGGCAAUUCUUCAUGUCAUUCUACUACCAUUGCUGAUGAUAACACUAGAAAACAAGCCUCUAGAAUGGUUGUACAGACAAUAUAAAAUUCCAUUCAUGAAGGUUUUCCUGAACGUGAUGAGUCUUUUCGCUCUCCUAACAGGAUAUGCUUAUAUGCUUCUGUUUGACUUUGAUAAAGGGAUAUCUAACUCAGACAUUUUUGUUAUUGCCUGGAUGACUAGCUUUUUCAUUGAAGAAACAAAGCAGGUCUUCGUGGCGGCUAUAAGGAGAAAGAAGAAACAGUAUAUUACGGACCCAUGGAACAUUCUGGACUGGUUGUCUUUGACUACGUAUACAUGUGGCAUGCUUAUGAAACUUAACGAUAUGUACGACUACUUUACUGCAUCUAAAGUUCUGCUGGUUGCGGCUUUCAUCAUGUUGAGUAUACGGAUCCUUCAUAUGUUUUCCAUGUCCGAGUUGUUGGGUCCUACAUUAGUCAUUAUCCAAAAAAUGUUUAAGGACACAAUUGCUUUUAUGGCAAUCAUGUUUAUAAUCUCCAUGUGCUAUAAUAUCUCCUACUACGCCAUACUAUAUUCUGAAAACUCGGAAUUUACUUUUGAGGAACUGGAGAAAAUAACGAGAAACGGAUACUGGAUGUUAUUCGGAGAGCUGAAUUUGGAAGGAGAUAGAUUGACGGAACCUGAUUGUACAUUCAACGAAACUGAAUAUAGAGAUGGGUCACAAGAAAGGUGUCCUUCAUCACUAGGGAGGUUUUUGGCCCCCUAUCUAAAAGCUGUUUAUGUUCUCACGGCAGUCAUAUUACUUUUAAAUUUGCUGAUCGCCAUGUACAGUAAUACAUUUGCUAAAGUUCAAGAGAAGUCAAAGUUCUACUGGUCCCAACUCCAAACUGAUUUUUUGGAAGAGUUCAGUCUGAAAAGCAUUUUUCCUGUUCACAUGCAAUUAUUAGCGAUCCCCUUCUUUGUCAUCCACGCCGUUGUUUGGAUGGUUACUUCCAUACGUCGGUGCUGUAAUUCUUCAGUUCAUGCUAAAGACGAAAAAUCUAAUAUUCAACAUGCUCAAUAUACACAUGAAGAUGAUAUCAAAAAAAUGAAAAGAAUUCCCAUGUUUGUACAAGGAUUUAUAUAUGACAGUAACUACGAUUUAAAACUAAAGGAAACACGUGAAGCCGAGGGCCAGGCCGCCUUAAUCACUAAGGGGGAAAUGGAUAUAAACGAAGAAAAUAAGUUUAAGGAAAUGAAUAGAAACUUAAUGAGACAUCGCAGAAAAAUAGAAAAGAGCAUGAUAGAAAACUUUCAAAAGAUGGAGUCGAACCUUCUGACAAAACUGAGAACAGAUUCUAACAGAAGAUCAAAAUCUGAAUUGAGCCCUCAUCCUUCUUUCAUGAGAUAUCGCAGACAAUCAUCCAUCAAAUCCAGAAUAUCUUCGCAUAUAUCUGAUUUAGAAAGUGACUCAGACACAUAGAAAUGUAGACUUUUGCCAAAACAUUCACUCCAAAAGAGAUCAAAUUGAAAAAAGAAUGGAGGGCCUCUAGUUUACUUUUUAAUUUUCUUAAUUCUUUACAGAAAUUGAUAUAUUGUUUUAAUUUAUUUAUAAACGGGUUUUAUGAACCUGAAUCACAAUUCACAUGAUUAUUGCUCAGGAAAUUGUGUGUUAAUUACAUUAGAGGUUCUCAGAGAAAAAAAAACGAUGAUUGAAUUAACAAUCAGAUUUGAUAAUUGUGUGAAUAUAAGAAGUGUUCGUAUAUUAACAAUAGUUAGCGUGACUUUUCAUUCUAUGCUUGACCAAUAAAUUUGAGGUGUCGUCAACGUCGGGACUUAAAAACAAUAUAUCUCUUUGUACCCAAGAGACAAGAGAGAGAAAGAGAGUUACAGUCUAGCUCAUUUUCUCAUAAAUACUCCUGUCAAAUAUGACUCUUCUCAUAUUUUGUACAUGUACAUUUUGUAUCUUCUUACAUGUAAAUCUAAAAUUAUUUCUAUGAUGAAACAGAUCGAUAAAUAGAAGCUUACAUUACAGUUCUGUGAACAAAGCAUUUACGAUGUAUUGUAAACUUUUGAUAUUCAACUUCAACGAAGUAAUAGUUGUCAUUUUUUAUUACUAUCACAUUAUUUCUUUUCAGUCCUUAU
Saccostrea cuccullata (small rock oyster) is the source of this 3096-nucleotide messenger RNA. Its product is annotated as transient receptor potential cation channel subfamily M member 2-like. Gene Ontology annotation, molecular function: ligand-gated calcium channel activity. NCBI's taxonomy places the organism in Eukaryota, Metazoa, Mollusca, Bivalvia, Ostreida, Ostreidae. The transcript is spliced from 20 exons. Gene Ontology annotation, biological process: calcium ion transmembrane transport. The record is from RefSeq and is a predicted model, not a curated record. The coding region runs from base 92 to 2434 and encodes 780 amino acids. Gene Ontology annotation, cellular component: plasma membrane.